UUCUAAUGUGUGCUUUGAACUCAUUCUGUCAGUUUUGUUAUGUUGUCUCAUAUUUGUCAUUUUCUUUCAUGAAAUUAUCUACUGCUUGUUGUCAAGUAUGAAAUUAUUUUGUCUCCAUUUUUGUGAAUCCUUUAUUAAAUAUACCUGAAUUUAUUAUUACAUCAUUGUAAGUUUGGCUAGCAAAGGAGGUAUUUAUGCUAUUUGAUUUUUUGGUAAUUUUUCUGAGUUUUUGUGCUCUAGCAUAUGGUUGAAUUUUUGGUGAAGGUCUCAUAUAUAGAAGUGUAAUUAGCAUAAUGUCUUGUUUACUAUUCAGCAAUUGCCAGAGAUUUAUCAUAUGAAACUUUUCUAAAAGUUAUUCAGGUUGUAAACUUUCUUUUUGCUCUCAUUUUUAGUUGGAUUUGUCAAGGUAUGAAAGAUUCACUAAGGCUCACAUCUCUCAUAUUUUUGCUGUUUCUCAAUGUAAUUUGAUUAACCUCCCCUUUACAUAUUUAGAUGCUAUGUCAUUCAGUAAAUUUGUAACUAUUGAUAUUGUUAUCUCUGUUAUGUUUUAAUAUAAUGUGGUUUUUGUAUUUAUCCCUUCAAACCAUAUCUAUGUUUACUGUUGCCUUGUUUGAGACCAUGAUUGCUUCCCCUGCCUUUUUAAUUCACUAUACAUAAUAAUUUCUCUCCAGCCAUUAUCUUUGUCAGUAUUACUAUUUAAAGUUUGUUUCUUAUUUCCAUGACUAUGAUCAUUAAUUGGGUAUUUCCAUUUAUCCUUUCUUACCACUAUUUGUUCUUUUUGCUCUUUGUCUUCCUUUUGCAAAGAAGAAUUAGAAAGUGAAAGAGAAAUAUGUAAUUAGCACCAGUGAACUACAGUUGAAGCAAUUUGCUUUUACUUCACUGUUAUAAGAAUUUUAUUCCCAUCUAUAAACUGAUGACAAAAAAUUAGGGUUCAGUAUGCCCUAACUUAUUAAUGUUGAAUUUACAAAAACAAGUAUAUUCCUUAGGAAUCACAUAUUUCCUAGAAUUAAGUUUAUUACACAUUGAUGCAUAAGAUGUAUUUUUAAGCACUUCAUACUCACAAGAACACUUGUAUGGAAUGUUAGAAUCUUAAAAAAAGACAUUUUUUUCUAGAAUUGUUCUCAUUCCCUUUUUUUUUUCCUUUCAGAUAACCUCAUAGUCAGACUGAUGAAUGAAUUGAAUCACUCCAUUGUGUCAGAAUUUGUGUUCCUGGGAAUCUCUAGUUCUUGGGCCAUACAGCUUGGCCUUCUGCUGUUUUCCUCCUUUUUCUACAUGGUUAUCGUGCUGGGAAAUGUCUUUAUUGUUCUCACAGUGAGCACUGAUGGUCACCUACAUUCUCCAAUGUAUUUUUUGUUAGCCAACCUCUCCUUUAUUGACUUGUGUCUCUCCACUGUUGCAGUUCCCAAGAUGAUUGUUGACCUUUUAUAUGAGCACAAAGUCAUAUCAUUCCAGGGAUGUAUCACCCAGAUCUUCUUCAUUCAUUUAAUGGGAGGAACGGAGAUGGUGCUGCUCAUUUCCAUGGCUUUUGACAGAUAUGUUGCCAUCUGUAAGCCUCUUCACUAUUUGACCAUUAUGAAUCCCAAAAUGUGUAUUUUUCUUCAGGUGUCUUCUUGGGUCAUUGGCCUUAUACACUCAUUGACCCAGUUGGCUUUUGUGGCAAACUUGCCUUUCUGUGGUCCUAAUGAAAUUGACAGUUUUUAUUGUGAUCUUCCUCGGUUCAUCAAAUUGGCCUGCAUAGAUACAUAUAAGUUGGAGUUCAUAGUCACUGCUAACAGUGGUUUCAUCUCCAUUGGUACCAUCUGUCUCCUGUUCAUUUCCUACAUUUACAUCUUGGUCACUGUUCAUAAACACUCCUCAAGUGGAUUGUCAAAGGCACUCUCUACUCUGUCAGCUCACAUCAGUGUAGUGAUCUUAUUCUUUGGUCCAUGUAUCUUUUUUUAUGUGUGGCCAUUUCCUACACUUCCAGUGGAUAAAUUUCUGGCUAUUAUUGAUUUCAUUAUUACCCCAGUCUUAAAUCCUUCCAUAUAUACAUUCAGAAACAAAGACAUGAAGGCAGCAAUGAAGAGACUAAGCAGCAGAUUAGUGAGUUUUAGGAAAAUUUUAUAA
Molecule: messenger RNA, 2106 nt
Organism: Monodelphis domestica (gray short-tailed opossum)
Lineage: Eukaryota; Metazoa; Chordata; Mammalia; Didelphimorphia; Didelphidae
Product: olfactory receptor 4F15-like
Biological process (GO): G protein-coupled receptor signaling pathway
Cellular component (GO): membrane
Molecular function (GO): olfactory receptor activity; G protein-coupled receptor activity
Source: RefSeq, a predicted model, not a curated record